AUGGCCCCCGUCGAUCGCGUGGACCACAAUGUCCUUGAGCAGCAGCUCAAGGACGUCAUUCAAGACCUCUACCAGAUCAUGGUCCAAGUAGCGACCUACGACUCCGUCGGCCGCCCAAGCAAAGAAGUCCUCUCCAACGAAAUGUACGAGCCCCUCACACUCUCUACCCUAUGCGACCAACUAACACGCCCUAGCAAAACCCUCUCUCAGUCUCUCCGCACAGUACACAUCUCAGCAUCACCGCCCAACAACCUACCGUCAGUACCGCCCGAACUCCUCGAGUACGUCGAGCACGGCCGAAAUCCAGACAUCUACACCCGUGAGUUCGUUGAGCUCGUUCGCCGGGGCAACCAGCUCAUGCGCGGUAAGCGCCACGCCUUCGAAACUUUUCGUGACACACUCGCCGAGAACAUGACAACGGCCAUGCCUGAGCUGCGCGACGACGUAGCCCAGGUCGUCGAGGCCACCGGUGGUGUACCACCUGGCAAGAAGACUGAGCAAUGA
Molecule: messenger RNA, 504 nt
Organism: Fusarium vanettenii 77-13-4
Lineage: Eukaryota; Fungi; Ascomycota; Sordariomycetes; Hypocreales; Nectriaceae
Exons: 2
Coding region: 1-504 (167 amino acids)
Biological process (GO): positive regulation of transcription by RNA polymerase II
Cellular component (GO): chromatin; mediator complex
Molecular function (GO): transcription coregulator activity
Source: RefSeq, a predicted model, not a curated record